Messenger RNA from Sinocyclocheilus rhinocerous, 5311 nucleotides. Its product is annotated as probable G-protein coupled receptor 173. The record is from RefSeq and is a predicted model, not a curated record. Gene Ontology annotation, cellular component: plasma membrane. Gene Ontology annotation, biological process: G protein-coupled receptor signaling pathway. Gene Ontology annotation, molecular function: G protein-coupled receptor activity. Bases 1279 to 2442 code for a protein of 387 amino acids. Lineage: Eukaryota; Metazoa; Chordata; Actinopteri; Cypriniformes; Cyprinidae. The transcript has 2 exons.
GACGGGAGCCGCUGUUUUCAAUUCACCAUCGCAGAAGAACCCAUUACAUUUCGUUUAUUUUUCGUUACCAUUCUUAAUUUCAGCGAUGGCACCGGGAUACUAACAAUCAUGGCGAAUUCCCGAGCAAAGAAUCGGGUCUGACUGCCAUGUGUGAUCCAUCUUUUUUGCAUCACAGAUCGUACCAGGCUUAUGUAUUUUAAAUAUAUAGGACGCUUACAUGUACUGUGUACAUGUCUCCUCAUAGAAUGACUACAGUAUGUGAGACAACGCUGAUGCCAAUGGAUAUACCGAGGGAUGAUGCGUGAUAAAAACGGAUUUAUUCCUGUCGAAGAUAAGAUGUGUAUCGGUGUGGCGUGGGAGAAAAUGUCUUUGGCUCCAGCCAGAAAAUGAAGAUGGGAAGAAGCGCCGUGUCCUGUAGCCCAGUAGCGAGAGACAGUCGUUAUUUACACAUCUAAAUCUGCGCACAAGAUAAUGAUACUGACGCUGUAUCUCAGGAUUAAACGGUACCACAAAACACAGCUGAAAUAGAGUAAUUGUGCUAUUAAACUCUGCUUGAUUUAGUCACCGUGUGAUGGGAAUAUACCGCUAAGGCUUGGCCUAGCUUUAUGGAAAACCCGAAGACAUGACAUGCACACGAAAAAAGAGGAAACGAUAUUUUUUGUUUUUUAAAACCCGUAUGUGUGUAAUAUUUCAGCUUCUGGCAUAAUAUUGUUUAAACCGUUCAGCAAAAGACUUCCCAGUGAAACAGAUUUUGGUUCUAUUUUUCAGACGUGACCAUUCCCUGUAUUAAUUAAUUCAUUAAUUAUUGUUAUUUUUUUCAUUCUCUGUUGUUCAUAAAGGACGUAGAGGUUCAUCUUGGAUUACAAUUUGGAUUCAUGUGCGAUUCCUUGAACGCGUUGUGUCGGGUCGAAAAAACGUAUUUGCACAUUUUUGUGUGUGUUUUUAUUUUGUAUUUAUUUUAAUUUUUUAUAUAUUUACAAGAAGCUCCCGUUAAGGCCUACCAUCGAGACAAAAUCCAUUGUCUGGAGGAAGAUCGAGAAUUCUAGGUGUGGAGGCCAGAAGAGGUGGCACAUUUGAAGGGACGCUCCAAAGAGAACUGUACAAAAAUGGGGCAAUGCAGAUCAAGCUUCUCUCCUUCCAUUUGAGACAACAACGAAAGGCAACCACGAGGACGGACGACAGCUCAGCCGGAGGAGGCGGAGGUGGAGGAGGGAGUGGAGGAAGCAGGGGUAAAGGAGGAGUUGAAGGAGGAGGUGUGCGAUUUGAGCAGAAAAAGGUAUGGCCAACGGAAAUGCAAGCAACGAUGGGCCUGGGAACCCCUUGGCGGCCGUGGUGUCCACUACAGGUGGCGUGAUGGGUGGAGCACCUUCUUCGGCCGUGUCUACCUAUGUGAAACUUGUCCUUCUGGGGCUGAUCAUCUGCAUCAGCCUGGUGGGCAACUUAGUGGUAUCCCUGUUAGUGUUAAGGGACAGAGCCCUACACAAGGCACCCUACUACUUUCUUCUGGACCUCUGCCUCGCCGACACCAUCCGCUCUGCGGUCUGCUUUCCCUUUGUCCUGGUGUCCAUCAAGAACGGCUCGGCCUGGACUUACAGUGUGCUCAGCUGCAAGGUGGUGGCCUUCGUGGCCGUCCUUUUUUGCUUCCAUGCUGCCUUCAUGCUGUUCUGCAUUAGUGUCACACGCUACAUGGCCAUCGCCCACCACCGCUUCUACUCCAAGCGAAUGACCUUCUGGACCUGCGUUGCGGUGGUAUGUAUGGUCUGGACGUUGUCAGUCGCCAUGGCAUUCCCACCCGUCUUUGACGUUGGCACCUACAAGUUUAUCCGCGAGGAGGACCAGUGCAUCUUUGAACAUCGCUACUUCAAGGCCAAUGACACUCUAGGCUUCAUGCUGAUGCUGGCUGUGCUAAUCCUGGCUACACACGUGGUCUACAUGAAGCUCCUGCUGUUCGAAUACAAGCACCGAAAGAUGAAGCCGGUCCAGAUGGUUCCAGCCAUCAGCCAAAACUGGACCUUUCACGGACCUGGGGCCACAGGACAGGCGGCCGCAAACUGGAUAGCAGGGUUCGGCCGUGGCCCAAUGCCUCCCACUUUAUUGGGCAUCAGGCAGAACUUGCACAACCAGAACAGACGCCUGCUAGGCAUGGAGGAGUUUAAGGCCGAGAAGCAGCUUGGCAGGAUGUUCUAUGUCAUCACCUUGUUCUUUCUGGUGCUCUGGUCCCCGUACAUUGUGGCCUGUUACUGGCGGGUCUUUGUGAAGGCGUGCACCAUCCCACACCGGUAUCUUUCCACCACAGUGUGGAUGAGUUUCGCCCAAGCGGGCGUGAACCCCAUCAUCUGCUUUUUCCUCAACAAGGACCUGAAGAAGGGCCUUCUGGCCCACCUGCCUCCCUGCUGUAGAACUCCACCUCAACUACCCCGUGAGCCUUACUGUGUCAUGUGAAGAUGAGUGUUCAUUCAUAAUGUUUUUUUUUCUCUUUCUCUCUUCUGGAUGGUCGGAGAGUGGACAGCUAGGGGGAGGGAAUAAGAAGUCUUUAAAGAUGGAGACGUGGAUGAACUUUAAGAGCUGUUGUGGCCUUUGAUUCAGUUUUAAGAUGCUUUAAAAGGGUGGAUGUCACGGAAUAAGCAUCUACUGUCACCUUAAUGAUUUUAAGGGGGAAAUGGGCUCUACUCUAAUGUGUGGUUUGCUUAAAUCAACUCUGAACAGGUUUGAGGAACCGUAUGUUUUGCAUUAGGGUGGUACAAAUCAACCAAACUGGUCUAUUUUAUGGUGAAUGUAUGAAGGCUAUAUCAAAAGGCUUCUCAUGAUCGAUUUCAACAAACAUUACCAUUUGAUUUGGCUCAGUAUCUGUAUCCCUUUACCAGGAUCCUGAGGGCCUUGAAUCAAAGAUUUACAAAAAAUAUUGUUCAUGCCUUGUGAACAGCUGCACUCCUGGCAGAGUAAUUUAUAUUAUUUGAACUGCUGAUUCAAAAAUACUCUAUGUGCAUGUGUAUUACCUUAUCUUUAAUGCGAAAAACUUGAGAUUAAACUAUUUUUAAGAACGAGUGCCACGCAUAAGCCUCUAGGAAUGAAUGAGGCUGACAAAAAAAAGAGUUCCUAAAAUUUAUGCUAAUUGGUUGGGCUGAAUCCUUCCCGUGGCUCCAUCAGGCAGGAAUUAAGAUGCUCAUAAAACAGUGUGUAUUUAAAAGCAACUUCCGGAACAAAUAAUGUUUUUCCUCCCAAGUUGAUUCAAAGGGAUUGUAGUUGAAAGGAGCUGAAUGAAAAUAUGAAUCUUUGUGAAAUAUGGCCUAUUCAGGUUUCCCUGAGUAACAUUUUCGUUGUAAUUUAUUGUUUUUUAUUUGUCUCUUUAUCUCUCUCAACUCUGUUUACUCAUUAAUUUAUCAAAUAUUUUCUAGCAUUGCACAAAAUAUAAUGCCCUUAUAAUUUCCAUAAUGGAUCUGAAUAUAUGACCAGUCUUACAAUAAUCAGACCAAGAAAAUGUGAAGUAUUUUACUGUAAGUGGUCUCAUUUUGUGAAGAGACAGUUCAGGAUUGAGUGAAAAUACUGAUCUGUUAAUGGUGUGUUACGGUUAAACCAACCGAUCGUUUGUCCUUCCAAACAAUUGCACAGAAGGUGCUGUAGAGGUGAAGUUACUAGUCUUUUGCAUCUUGAAUUACUUGAAUGAAAGUUUACUAGCCUAUUGGAUCUAGACAAAAUCAAAAUGUUUUUAAUAUGUGAUUUUCAUACAUGUAUCUUGGACGUUAAUUAAUUUAGCCUUUUACAUUUUCAAUCAUAUGUCAGUGAAAGGUAGGUUGCAUUAGAGGUAUUUUAGUUUACUGUGUUACAUACUAACACAUGAUAUGUGGAUUCCUGAAAAGAAGAAGUUGGUCAGGUAGUAAGGAGGAACCUAAAGUUUAAUGUUUGUGCUGGAUCAGUCUGACAGUGUGAUUCGGCCUCAUGUUUAGCAGAAAUCAAACAAAAAUCUAAUUUUAAUCUUGUAAUAAAAAUAUGAAUGUGUUUGAGAUAAGGGGAAAAAAAGUGUAAGCUGGUAAUGGAAUGUAUUCCAUUUCAUUAGGAGCUAACAAGUGGGUGAACUAAAUUCCGGAAUCCGUUCGAUGUCAAAUGAAUUUCCCUUAAUAUUUUGCACACAACUCAAGAAAUCAUUGAUCAGUCACAUGAUUUCUCUGGCAUAUUUUGACUUGAAUCAGAAUGCUGACCAAUGCAGACAGGACAGAUUGCAAUAUUUCUGUGAAUGUUCAAUGAGAUCUCUCUGCAGGUUAGGCAUGGAAUUGGUAGGAGUGAUCAGACUUUCUUUUUCUAAAACCUGUCAUUGCUAGAACACAGAAAAACAGCAGAAAAACAUCUAUGAUGAACAGAAGAAGAGGAAGAAUUAUUUCUGUUAUCUGCAUUUUAUGCCUUACUCCAUUACCUAGGUUUAAUGUUACCAAUGCAAGAAUGAUCUGAAAGCUCUAUGCUUAUGUAGACACCAAUAAAUCAUACAAAAACAUAUGCUGGGGAAAACACAACACUGUGUAUUUGUGGAUUAUCAGAGGACACAUCUUGCUGCCCUUCACAAGCCUACAGGUUGCGGGUAAGAAGACAGCUGCAUCGGCUGUGUUAUUGAAUUUGUGAACUGAGACGCGGGAGUGUACAAUUUUGCUCUGUUCUCUGGAGAGACUUGAAUUUGUGGAAAAAAGAAAAAAAAAAACACGACACAGAGAGACACACACUGAUUUUCCGUGGAAUUAAAAGGAACUUCUUGGAUUCUUAAGGAUUUCUUUGAGACUUUUUUUCUUCUUCUUGUCCUUGGGCGGGAUCGGGGUGGGGGACAGUAUGUGAAUGACCGUUUGGGCUAUUGUUGUAUUCACCUGUGAAUAGGAAAUCGCUUGGGUCGGUGUUGGGGUUGGGUGAAAAGAAUGUGAUUUUGUAAAGAGCAAAAAUGCCUGGUAGAACAUUUUUAGUUGCUUCAGGCAUCUUAUCUUUUGUAAAAUAACUGUGAACCUCUGUGUAAUUUCAUGUGUAUUAUAUGGACAACGCACUAACUUCAAGUGGGGGGCGGAGUGAAGGGUGGGGCCCUUCAUCAUCAUCUUUUUAUCACGCAUGUGUGUGUGAGUGUUUACGCUGAGUACGAGUGUGUGGACGGAACUGGGUACUCAUGAGGAACAAAGCAAAGGUGAAAGGUCAGACAUACAGCCUCUGAUAGGAACCACUCCUGUAGUUGAUCCACUAAAACUUCACAUUUUCAAUGCGACAACACAACUGUAAAGAUUACGAAGAGCUGAGCCUUAAAUAAAGGUGGGGUAAGCGAUUUCUGGUAGCCAAUGUUGACAUU